AUGGGUAGAUUGCACGAAUAUCAAGUAAUUGGCCGUAAACUUCCAAAUGUAAAGGACACUAUUCCAAGACUUUAUCGUAUGAGACUUUUCGCCCCUAAUGAAGUUGUUGCGAAGAGUAGGUUUUGGUAUUUUCUUAAAAAGCUCAAAAAAGUGAAAAAAGCUGCUGGCGAAAUUGUAUCCAUCAAUGAGAUCUUUGAAAAGAGACCUUUACUAAUUAAGAAUUUCGGUAUAUGGCUCCGGUAUGAUUCCCGUUCUGGCACGCAUAAUAUGUACAAAGAAUAUCGGGAAUUGACCAGAACUGAUGCUGUUCAUUCCUGUUAUCAAGAUAUGGCUGCCCGUCAUCGUGCUCGAUUUUCUUCAAUUCAAAUUAUGCGUGUCGCAGAAUUGAAGACUAACCAAGUGAGACGUCCAUAUAUCAAACAGUUACUUGAACCUAAUAUCAAAUUCCCUCUUCCUCAUCGUGUACAAAAAUCGAAGACUACAUUUUUGGCCAAACGUCCUUCAACUUUCUAUUAG
Rhizophagus irregularis DAOM 181602=DAOM 197198 is the source of this 516-nucleotide messenger RNA. Its product is annotated as 60S ribosomal protein eL20. Gene Ontology annotation, cellular component: cytosolic large ribosomal subunit; ribosome. Lineage: Eukaryota; Fungi; Glomeromycota; Glomeromycetes; Glomerales; Glomeraceae. Gene Ontology annotation, molecular function: structural constituent of ribosome. The record is from RefSeq and is a predicted model, not a curated record. Gene Ontology annotation, biological process: translation.